This is a messenger RNA of Paramecium octaurelia, 1533 nucleotides long. The record is from the annotation of a GenBank genome assembly. NCBI's taxonomy places the organism in Eukaryota, Ciliophora, Oligohymenophorea, Peniculida, Parameciidae.
AUGAUUUAAUCUGAAUAUCCUCUCUGUCCUAAACACUAAAAUCCAAUAAGAUUCAUAGAUAUACAGGAGAAUGUUCCCAAAAUUUAAAGAACUUUGUGUGAUGAAUGCUACUUGAACAAUCCCUUAUCCAUUCAUUAAGCAUUGGACUACCUCUGUUAACAAUAAAAUUAACCUUUCAAAAAGGAAACAACUCUUGAAAAAUGCAAAGAAGAAUAUCUAGUAAUGAAAAACAAAGUUGUUGAAAAUUUAAAGUAAGCAUUUGCUUAAAUUGAAAUGGAGAUUGAAAAAGAAAUGAAUACAUAAAAGACUGCUAUUAAUGAUAGUGUAUUUCAAUAUUAUUUGGGGAAAUAAACCACUUUACUUUUGGAAGAUUACCAACAAUUAGGUGAGUUGUUGAGUGCUUAAUUAGAAAAGAAAGGAGAAAAUCUUAUACAAAAACAAAAUGAAAAAAACUCUUAAAUUUAGUUUGCCAAGCAAUUACAAAAAAAUAUCAAUAUAUUAAGAGAAAUUUCUUUGAACAUCAGUAAAAUCAUUCCUUAUGUGAAAUACAACCAAGAAAGGGAGGUAAUUACACCAAAUAAUUUAUUUGUUAAAUUGGAUGGUUAAUUUAUAGUGAAGUAGUAAUUGGAUAAUCUGGAAAACAUAAAGUGCGUAGACUAUCACAGAUAACUUUAAACGCUUAUCUUUGGUUGUUAUAAAUUCAAAAUGGAUUAGAAUGAAUUGGCCAUUAUUAGAUUUGAUAAGCAUUUUAAUGUAUUUCUUAAGGAGGAGUAUACAAGUCAUCAAAGAACAAUCAACUGCAUAAAAUCAUCAUUACUAUCUAAUUUCUGCAUUACAGGGAGCGAGGACAAUACUGUAAAGGUAUGGAAAAUAGUUCAAGAAGGUCUUUGUUGUGAGUAAACUUUGGAAGGGCAUCAAGAUUCAAUCAUAUGCAUUUGUUUAAACAGAGCUGAGAACAUAUUGGCCAGUGGAAGUUCGGAUACCCUUAUUAUUGUUUGGUAUUUAAAUGUAUAAAACAUAUGGCAAAAGGCACAAACAAUAGUAGAUUCUCCUAGAAUAACGCUGUGCAUUAAUUUCAACAGGUAGUCUAAUUUAAUGGUUACUGGCUGUAUUGAUCACUCAAUUUACGUUUGGAGUGUGGUGAAUGAGAAAUGGAGAGGUUAGAGGAUAGAUAAGGCUCAUAAUAGAUCAGUGAAUGCCAUAUGUUUUAUCAAUCAGACAAGAUUUGCGAGUGCUUCUUGGGAUUCAGCUAUAAAGGUCUGGGACAGAUAGAAUACGAAUUAGCAUUAUGCAUAGAUUUUCUUAACAGCAACUCACUAUGGUCCGAUUGUGAACCUGAUGUUGAUCGAGGAGAGCAAUCAUUUGAUUAGCUGCGCCUAUGAUACAACAGUAAUUUGGAGUAUUGAUUCUCAAGAUCUAAUAGUAAAGAAACAAAAGAUUACAGCCGCCAAGGGGAUAUGCUAAAUCAAUGAGUAAAAAUUAUCAAUAAUCACGUAUGAAAAUCAAUUAAAGAUUUAUUCAUUGGAGUAAUGA